AUGCGCUUUGCCGCUGCAGGCGCGGCCGGUCUUGGAGUCACCUCGGCCAUGGCCCAGUCGCGAGGACUCGAGGCGACAUCGGCGUCGUCCUCUUCCUCGCUGCCGUCCAGCACGUCCUUCGUCUUCGACGGCACCAACUCCGACAUCGCCCAGCAGCUCUACAUCCGCCACAAAGCGGGCGACACUGACGCCAAACUUUCGCUCAACUCCGUCCCCGCUGCGGUAACUCAACGCCUUAACCGAUUCAACAUCGCCUUCGACGACCUGCCUGGACUUGUCCAGCGUGCCGUGCUGUGGGACUCGGGCUUCGCCAUCUCGCCCGACAACGACCCCGUGCAGAUCUGGACCAUGGACGACUACACCAUGGCGGAGCUGGCCGUGCCCAAGGCGCAAGUCAGCGGCCAGGGCUGCACGUUCAAGAACUGCUCGCAGCCGAACGACGUGACCGCGUACUACACGUUGAUCUGCUCGGGCGACCAGAUGCUGAACGUGUCGAGGUGCGUCGCGGACACGUUCGAGGACUCCGCUGCGACCAGCUACAUGGGAUCCAUGUGGUCCGUAGGCGGCGGCCCCAACGCGACACCACAGCUUCGACUUCGCAACCACGCGUGGAAGGACCCCGUCACCAAGGAUUCCUACAGCGUGUACGCUAUCCACACCGUCUCGAACGCCGACGAUCCGGCCUGGAACGUGUGUCCUGCAGACGACGGCUACGCGGCGUUGACGGUGCCUUGCCAUAGAAGGGAUGAGUUCACGGACGCGGAGAUGGAGGCGAUGACGAAACCCACGGGGAGCGCGUGGGUCACGACGUGGUUGAAAGAGGAGUUCGGCGAGAGCUCAGGCUUCAACACUUUGCUGCUGAUUCCGAUCAUCUUGGGCGCCGUCGUCGUGAUCGCAGGGGCGAGCGUUGCCUGGUUUUGCUGGAGACGCAGAGCCAAGGUCAAGAUCGAGGAGGAGACCAUGUCCACCACGUGCGACCUGGUGGGGGUAUCCCCGCAGUAUCGAGCUGAAAACUCCGUGCCUCGACCCACAGUCACCGCCAGUACACCCGCCAAGCAUCGCGCGACAACCUUGACUAGCCGACUCACCACGCUGGGGUCGUCCUUUUCCAGCCUCGCGGAAGCCUAUGAGAGCCCCGGGUCCUGCAAGACGUUGAAGAUCCUGCUCAGCAGCCAGCACCUGGUGGAGAGACGUCUUCAGUAUGAGAACAUCACGUUCCAAUCUGCACUGUCAAAGGGGUCCUCGGGCGAAGUCUGGGUCUGCGAGCACGACGGCCAGCAGGUCGCAGUCAAGAGACUGCUUCAGACCAAGAACCAAAAGGCAGAGAACGUCCUCGAGUUCGCCGAAGAGGUCGAGCUCACCGCCAGUCUUGACCACCCGAAUAUCGUCGGAUUCGUCGGCGUGGCCUGGAACACGCUCAACAAUCUGCUGCUGGUGCUCGAGUACGUUCCCAUGGGCAGCUUGCAGACGUAUCUCCAGAAGAACGCAGACCUCUUGUCGUGGGCGCGUGAUAAAGUCCACAUGGCCGUCGGGAUCGCGAAAGCGCUCGAAUAUCUUCACGGACACACGCCGGCCUUGAUCCAUCGCGAUCUCAAGUCAAAUAAUAUCUUGCUGACCGACAGGCUUGAGCCCAAGCUCAUCGACUUUGGCGUGAGUCGCGGGACUGUGGAGCUCACUAUGACGGCAGGUGUCGGCACGCCGUACUGGACCGCGCCUGAAAUCCUCGAGGGCAAGCGGUACACGGAGCAGGCAGAUAUUUAUUCGUUCGGCGUGGUGUUGUCGGAGCUGGACACGGGCAGGAUUCCGUACCACGACGCGCUGACCGAGGGAGGAGGCAAAGCGAAGCCCGUCCAGAUCCUGCAAGACGUCGUGUGCGGCACUCUGCGUCCAACCUUCACCAAAGAUUGUCCUCCUCGGAUCCUCCGCGUUGGCUCGGCGUGCUUGGCACAGGAUCCGUCGAGCCGUCCGACGGCAGAGCAGCUCAUCCAGGAGCUGCAGGGCAAGAGCACCGACGAGCACGAGUACUCCUUGUAA
Molecule: messenger RNA, 2034 nt
Organism: Phytophthora sojae
Lineage: Eukaryota; Oomycota; Peronosporomycetes; Peronosporales; Peronosporaceae
Exons: 2
Coding region: 1-2034 (677 amino acids)
Biological process (GO): protein phosphorylation
Molecular function (GO): ATP binding; protein kinase activity
Source: RefSeq, a predicted model, not a curated record